Messenger RNA from Mus musculus (house mouse), 3729 nucleotides. It is a transcript of the gene S1pr2, whose product is annotated as sphingosine-1-phosphate receptor 2. The transcript has 2 exons. Lineage: Eukaryota; Metazoa; Chordata; Mammalia; Rodentia; Muridae. The record is from RefSeq and is a predicted model, not a curated record. Bases 1151 to 2209 code for a protein of 352 amino acids. Gene Ontology annotation, cellular component: membrane; presynapse; plasma membrane. Gene Ontology annotation, molecular function: integrin binding; sphingosine-1-phosphate receptor activity; G protein-coupled receptor activity. Gene Ontology annotation, biological process: sphingosine-1-phosphate receptor signaling pathway; positive regulation of establishment of endothelial barrier; actin cytoskeleton organization.
AGAGGGGAGGUUCCGAUCUGGGCGGCCGCGGUUCACGGAGACCCUGAGAUCCCAGCUGGGGGGCCCGGUCCGGGGUCAGGCGCUCGUACAGGCGUUGCACGCGCUGCUCCAGGCUCUGCUGCACCGAGGGAACAGAUCAUCUACCAUGCGCCCCUGCCCACUACUCCAGGCAGCUCGCCACCUACUCAGUGGCGCACCCCCAGACUGAGCUCCCCGCCUUCCUUCGGGCAGGAAGUUGGCGCUGAAGAGAAAGGCGGAAUCCGAGCGCUUUGAGCUGGAGACUUUGCAAGACUGGAUGGGGGUUCUCAGGAAGCAGGGUUUGGGGCAGUGAGGUUGUUGGGGAGAGGUGCAGCAUCCCUUCUUCUCUGUCUCCGGCUAGGAUGAAAGGUGCUACGGACGAGCGAGCGGGGAAAGCUUUCAGAGUUCAUGGGCGGGGUCCCCGGCGAAGGCCGUCGCCCCACCGCCUGUGAGACUAGUUUUUUGCCUCAGUUUCCAGUUAGUUGCCCCUCUCUUUCAGUCUCUCUUUCGGAAGAAUCACUUUGUAUCGAAGGAAAGGGACAUUAACUGCAAAGUCCAGGUGUCUCCUUUUCCUAGCUCAGGGAUGGGGCGUAGGAGUGAAGGAAGGCACGCGUGGCGUGGAGUCCGCGUUGUCGCGGGCUACACGGCGUUGGGACCUCGCCCCCCUCUAGAGCAUGGGUUGACUCACCCGGGGAUUUCCACCUCCCCACCCCCGUCCCUAUCCUUGUUGUUAGAUGCCCGAGGCGACACCCGCAGAGCCUACUGUCCCCUGCGGGGCAACAUGGGAGCAUCACUGAGGGGGGGGGAGGGAAUGAAGUAGCUGUAGUUACUCUCUCCAGUGCCCCAGGAAUCUGGAUGUGGGGGGCCUCUGGUGGGGUGCAGAAAUGUGGCCACCCCCUGUUGCUUUGUGCAGGAUAGGGACAUCCUGCGCGCGUGUCGGGGUCUCAGGAGAGAGAGAUGGCGCCGCCCCAGCGCAAGCGAGUGUGGAUACCACGCAUUCCUCGGCCUGAUAAGGAGCUGGAGAGUGCUGCCUGAGCCAGGCGGGUCUUACUGUCGCCAAGGAGACGCGCCCGGCUUCAGCUUCCUAUAGUGUGCUCAGCCCCAUGGCCCCAGCCGGCCACUGAGCCCCACCAUGGGCGGCUUAUACUCAGAGUACCUCAAUCCUGAGAAGGUUCUGGAACACUACAAUUACACCAAGGAGACGCUGGACAUGCAGGAGACCACCUCCCGCAAGGUGGCCUCGGCCUUCAUCAUCAUCUUGUGCUGCGCCAUCGUGGUGGAGAAUCUUCUGGUGCUCAUUGCAGUGGCCAGGAACAGCAAGUUCCACUCAGCAAUGUACCUGUUCCUUGGCAACCUGGCAGCCUCUGACCUGCUGGCAGGCGUGGCCUUCGUGGCCAACACCUUACUCUCAGGGCAUGUCACUCUGUCCUUAACUCCCGUGCAGUGGUUUGCCCGAGAGGGUUCCGCCUUCAUCACGCUCUCCGCCUCGGUCUUUAGCCUCCUGGCCAUCGCCAUCGAGAGACAAGUGGCCCUCGCCAAGGUCAAGCUCUACGGCAGUGACAAAAGCUGCCGAAUGCUGAUGCUCAUCGGGGCCUCUUGGCUGAUAUCGCUGAUUCUGGGUGGCUUGCCCAUCCUGGGCUGGAAUUGUCUGAACCAGCUGGAGGCCUGCUCCACCGUGCUGCCUCUCUAUGCUAAGCACUACGUGCUCUGCGUGGUCACCAUCUUCUCCGUCAUCUUACUGGCUAUCGUGGCUCUGUACGUCCGAAUCUACUUUGUAGUCCGCUCCAGCCACGCGGAUGUUGCUGGUCCUCAGACGCUAGCCCUGCUCAAGACGGUCACCAUCGUACUGGGUGUUUUCAUCAUCUGCUGGCUGCCGGCUUUUAGCAUCCUUCUCUUAGACUCCACCUGUCCCGUUCGGGCCUGCCCUGUCCUCUACAAAGCCCACUAUUUUUUUGCCUUUGCCACCCUUAACUCACUGCUCAAUCCUGUCAUCUAUACGUGGCGUAGCCGGGACCUUCGGAGGGAGGUGCUGCGGCCCCUGCAGUGCUGGCGGAGAGGGAAGGGAGUGACGGGACGCAGAGGUGGGAACCCUGGUCACCGACUCCUGCCUCUCCGCAGCUCCAGCUCCCUGGAGAGAGGCAUGCAUAUGCCUACAUCACCGACAUUUCUGGAGGGUAACACAGUGGUCUGAAGGGAAAAUGUGAACUGAUAGUUAACCAAGCCACAGAGAGCUCUGUGGGGAGAGACCAGGUGACCUCAUGAUGUCCCUCAGUGCUGCAGGUCUGGAGAAACUGACCACAGCUCAUAGGUCAGGUGACCAACGGAGGCACUGACUAAUCAGAUUGUAGUACUGUGACUGUGGGGAUCAUUAAGGGUCUAGGGUGACCGCAGGCUGGAGCUUAGGGCUAGACAUUUGCCACUUGAUACAAAGGGUGUCAGCAUUCUGUCUGUCCUAUCUUCCAGCCCCCCUGGUUCCCGUCCUGCCGCCUCCUUUUUAGGGCCUCUCUACAUAGCCUUGACUGGCUUGAACUUUCUAUGCAGACCGGGCUGACCUGGAGCUCACAGCAGUCUAUCUACCUGUCUGUGUUCUGAGGGUUGGGUAGCAGCUCACCCAGCUCCUGCCCCCUUCCAUAAACAACCUUAGGCCUCUGAAGGAAAUGCUGUCUGCAGCGGACCCAAGGCUUCUUCCCUGUCUUUCUGAGGCCUAAAUCCACAGCUUCCCCAAUUUCAUCAACUGCUGCUUCUUCUCUUUCCUUUCAUAUUCGGGGAAAGGAAACCACUGUGGGGGCAGGGAGGAGGCCUGGCAUCCCAGUCUUUAUUUUCAGAUCUCACUGGCCACUCGCUUUAUUGGUGAGCCGAGAGGGAUCAGGUGAGGCAGUAUGGGGCAGCUGUUGAGGAGACUUUGGGCUCUCACUCUCGGGGAGGUGAUGGUCAUUCCUGGAACUCCUCCCCCCACACCCAGCCUUUCUCCCCAUGAGCUCAUCACCUCUUCAUCCUAUCCCAGGUACCACGGCCCUUAAGGCAGGGCAGCCUUGAGCUGGAUGUGGCUGCUUGCAACUUGUCUGUGCUGUUUUUUAAAAUUGGGACAGGGUCUCAUGUAGCCCAGGUUGGUCUCCAGCUCACUGUGUAGCCAAGACUGGCUGUGGACUUCCGAUCCUCCUGCCUCCACUUCUGGAGUGCCAGUAUCUGUAUCACAGGGGUGUACCACCACCACCUGUCUUGAAAAUUGCCAUGAAUGACAUAGUUCACAUAGCCAUGGGUGGCCAAGGACACUCCUGGGUACUCUUACUGCAUCUUCCCUUGAAGGACUUUGCUAAAUCCUGUGGAGAAAUAGAAAAAUCCAAUACGGUACAAACUGUAUUUAUAUGUGUCUGUGUGUCAAUGUGGGGUCUGUGACCUCCUAUCCCAGUGUGGGUGCUGUCUGACCUCUUCUGUGCACAUCUGUAUCAAGACUGCUAGAAAGAUAGACAGGGGUGGGGUGUGUCUGUGGGGGUCUGGCCAUGAUCAGGCCUCCUGGGAAUUGCUGAUUCAUCUCUCCCACGCAUAGAAACCUCUUCCUUGAAGAAAUAUGUGAAAGAAAAGGCUGAAGAAGGGGAGAUUUGGGAGGCAAGGAGCCUGUCGGGAGUGUGUCUCCCCUCAUAUAGCUUCCCAGAUGUCCUCCUUGUGCUGGAAACCCAGAUCUGGGCCAAUAAACAGUUCAAUUUCUCUUGC